Talaromyces atroroseus is the source of this 543-nucleotide messenger RNA. RefSeq lists its product as hypothetical. The record is from RefSeq and is a predicted model, not a curated record. The coding region runs from base 1 to 543 and encodes 180 amino acids. Lineage: Eukaryota; Fungi; Ascomycota; Eurotiomycetes; Eurotiales; Trichocomaceae. The transcript is spliced from 2 exons.
AUGUCGUCUAACGGUGCUUCUGGCUCUUCCACCUUCCAGUCCUACGUGGACUCUGCUGUCGGUGCAGCUCAAAGCGCAGUGGCCUCUGUGACUGGCAACUCUGCCGAUCAGAAACAAGCCGACAACACCAAGGCUCAAGCUCAAAACGAGUACCAAGGCUCUCACACCACCGCCAAACUAGGUCCUUUGACCGCUGACCCAAACAGCGGAGCUGCCGUCACCGACAACGAAGAUCGUACCUCCGGAUCCUGGAAUCAGACCGUUGGCGCCGCCAAGGAGUCCAUCGGAAACUUUGUUGGCAACGAAAACCUUCGCCAGAGCGGUAUUCAGCAGAACGCCGACGGCAAGUCUCAGCAGGCCAAGGGUCAGCUCUCUGAUCUCGGUCAAGGCGUGACCGACCGCGCCAAGGGUGCUAUGGGUAACAUUGGUGCUGCUGUUACUGGUGAUCGUGAGGCUCAAUCCAAGUGGCAGGAUGUUCAUGAUGAGGGAAAGACACGUCAGCGCGGUGUUGAGGCUGAUCUUCAGAAGACUGAGCAGCGCUAA